Molecule: messenger RNA, 7405 nt
Organism: Linum trigynum
Lineage: Eukaryota; Viridiplantae; Streptophyta; Magnoliopsida; Malpighiales; Linaceae
Source: the annotation of a GenBank genome assembly
ACAUAGCGGGUGAGUUAGCACAUCUCUCGUUGUAAGGUUGUGUGUUCGAUUCUCAGUGACAACAUUUCCCCUUCCUCCUCAUUGUAAAUAGGAGUGGGCAUUCGGUCGAUUCGAUAUUCUCAUGUAUGAUGUAUAUACAAUAGACAUAUAAAAUAUUGUUUUUAUUUCGAAAAUCAUAUAUGUAUUAUAAUACAAGAAAAUCUUAUUGAAAUACUUAUGAUAACAAUUAAAAUGAUCUCAUGAAAUACAAAAAUUAGAGAGAUAAUUGAUAAUUAUUUUAUUUUAAAGAAUGUUAGAAAAGAUAUUACAUUUUAAUUUUAUCAUAGUUAAAAGUCAAUUUGAAGCACAUCUCAAUUUUGGAACAGGGCCUCCACGAUCCAUUUGACAACCCUGCUUCUUUGGUUGGUUGGGGAGGCUACUCGGUGUUUUCUCGGAGUUUGGUGGCUCUGCCAUGAUCUUCUGCUCUCGUUGUACUUUGAUCUCUCUGUCUCGGCUCCCUCUGCCUCUCUAGUUCGGAACAAUUCACUUCACAUCCUUGUCGACCGUCAUGUAAUCUCAUUUAUGAGAUUCACUAUGAUGGAUGUCUUUUGAGCAAUUCUAGGAGGCGGCAUAUGACAUUGGACGUCGCUGUGAUCGGACGAGCUAAUGUUGGUCUUGGUGCUACUCUGUUUGGUUUGGAAGCAAGAGGUAUUUUGGAUGUUCUAAAUUUGAAUCAAGUGUUCAUAUCCUUUGAGUGAUUGAUUUCAUUCUUUGUUUUUGCUCUUCACUAUGUUUGCUUUCAACUGAUUACUUUGGGAUGCUUUACUCUAGGUUUGAAUUCAGUGUAUUUCUCUGUCCCUCUCUGUAAUUGAUCAUUCAUACUGCAAUGCAAGAGCCCCUUUGUAAAAAUAAUUCCUUCGACCUAAUUCAUACUUUUAAUGUGGGUGUUUCCACAUUUUUGUUUGUUUCAUAAUAAAUAAAGAAUAAAAAAUCAAAUUAAAUUUGAGUAUUCAUUUUCAUUGGAUAUCCAAUACCAUAAGCCUAAUUUUGAUGUAAGCUAAAACAAAUUGGAUAUAAACCAGCCUCAAAAGUGAUAUUACUCAAAUUUAAUUUAACUUGUAAUGAUUCAUCAUUCAAAUAACUCCAUCCCGCUACAAAAUCAUUGACUUGUAAUUAAUGGUGAAGCCAUGAGUUGAAACUAAGUGUGUACAUUUUUCAUAAUAUAAUUGAAUAAAAACAAGAAAUGAGUCAUAUUUUAGGGACAAAAAUAUUCUUUUAUCACCUCAAGGGUGAUGAGAUCAAUCCAUUUCUUAAGCACAUAUGCAGACUUUUUUUUUACCAUAACUUAUCGUAUGUCUCGUGAGAAAGUCAAAACUAUCCUAUUCUAUCUAUGGUUGUAAUGGGCUCAUGAGUCCUGAACUUUUCUUCGUUUCUUGUGGAAACGGAUGGUUAGAGAUGGCAACAAAAUCGGAACCAAUGGGUGUCCUAUCCUACUCAACCUGAUCGAUGUGGAUAAAACUUGUGUUGACGGGUUUUGAGUCGGGUUUGAGUUUAAACUCUUUCACUAUUCAACGGGUUGGGUUGAAUUUGGGUUUAGGUAUACUCGCUCCAUGGAUAUCCGUCCACACCCAUAUAAUUAAUUUUUCUGGUAUAUUUAAUAUUCUAAGCAACUAAUCUUCUUUAUGUUUGUGAAAACAAGUCUAAUUUUUUUUUCUAAUUGUGUAGAAUAAAGAUAUUAUCGAGUGUAGAGUGAAGAAUUUUAAUUGACAAGGAGGAAGAAGCUUUCAAUUAAUUAUGUUGUUUAUGGAUAAUUUGCGAUUUGCUUCAAUUUUCUUGAGUUUUCAGAUUGGUGUUGAACAAUUUGAAUGGUUAAUUUUUUAUUUGCUUGAAUUUUCUAGAAUGGUGUUUUACAUAUGGAUGAUCUGUAUUGAGAUAUUUAUAUUUGACUUUUAUUUUGAUAAGAACUUGUCACAAAUCGGGUUGCUCCAUUAGUACGAUAUUGUCCGCUUUGGACCAAGCCCGCACGGAUUUACUUUUGGGUGUCCUCCCCAAAAGGCCUCGUACUAGUUGGGUUAGGUGGACACUUAUAUACAAGGGUUUCUUCUCUUGUAUUUCCGAUGUGGUACUUGGAUUGUUCUCAUAACAAAACUUGUCAUUGUAAAAAAUUUACGAUAAAAAACCAUGGGUACCCAUGAACUCGCGAAUACUCAGCGAGUUGGGUUGAGUUUGAAUUUUUCAAACCCAGUAAAUUUUACUCCGAAUUUUUUUCACGAAUAAACCCAUGAAUUUAAGUUUGAAUUUGACAAAACCCGACUCAUUACCAUUCUUAGAUGGUUGGGAGAUCAAAGAGCCGGGAAUUAGGUUGGAAAGAAAGAAAUUAAAGUGAUGUAAGAUGGUUUGUUGGGGUUUUUCGUACAUUGCCGUGCCGCUCGAACUCUCGAUCGUCCUCUUCCUCUCUCUCUCUAACUCAACUGUUUGAUGAUCACCUUUCAAUAUACGUACGUACCCUGUAUUUUUUGUACGUACACUUUACACAUAUAUCUACUACACGUCAACUAAGUAACCAACUCCAUAAUUACAAAGCCCCUUUUCUUUGCUUUGUUACGUACCAAAUCGUGUGUUAUUGUGUAUCCUCCAUCCGCCAUCUUGCCUCUUUGAUGGGGGGCAGCUUUCUACUCUCUUCUUCAUCCUCAUUUAUUGGUUACUAUGCUUAUUUUCUGGAUCAUGUGAUAAUAAAUUCUAUCUCCCCUAAGCAAAUAAUAAUAAUAAUAAUAAUAAUAAUAAUAAUAAUAAUAAUAAUAAACUCGUCUCUAUCUAACUAGACGAAUUUCACAGACAUGAGAAUUCGCGGUAAUUUCAAUCAAAUCUCACAUAACUUUUUUUUUUUGACGAAAACCUGAUUUCAUUACGAAAUAGGGAAGUGAUACAGAGUUUAGACCAUAGUCAAAGAAAGAUAGAAGCCUGACCCAAACGACAAUGCAAAGCCCAACCAAAUACAGAAGCCCACCGAAAAACUAAAACCAGAAAACACACACAACAAUCACAUUCCAACAAACACAAGAACCCAACAGAAAACCCAACAACCUUUCCACUCCAAUGAAGCGUACAAAUACAACCCUAGCCCAAAGCAAUCCCAAACCACCAGCCACCUACUUGUUGCCCCAAGUAGCCGCCAACAACCAACCCUGCCUCAAUCUCCCACCACCGCGCCGCCACCAAACGGAAGGAAAAACAAUCCACCACCAACAAAGUCAAUGGGAUCAAAGAGGGGAAAAGAUCCACUCUCUCAAUCCCAUCGACACACACCGCCACCGUCGCCCCCAAACCACGCACGUCAACCACACCACCUCAACCACCGCAAACCACAACCACCACCCGCAAAAGGAGAAGAACAGAGAAAAAAACAACACCCCCAUCACCUGUGACUCACGAACACCACCAAUCCAAGGCCAAACAACAUACAUGAGCAGAGCAGCAAGAGAUCGAAAAGGAGGCAGCAUCCCUACACCCCCACAUGACAGUAGAAUCAAGAGGCAUCAAACCAAACCACCGAAUCACUACGCCAUUCUGAGUGAAGCAAGGUGGACAGCUUUAAAAGUCACGAAAGAAGAUGUAAAUUGCAAAGCAAUUCCCUCUGCACACAGAGAACGACCACAAGAUCUGAGACUCAGAUCUGAGGUGUGGAAGAAAACCAUCUCAAGAGAUAGGUUUUUGGCAAAAUCCACUUAGGGGUAGCAGUCUAGAAAUUCAUAAAUCCACAAAGGGAUUGGCAAAGCAUGAAAGAAAAGAAGAUGAAGCAAAGGAAAAACAGAAAUGAAACUGGAUUGGGUGGCCGCCGAUCACCUAAAGGUGAAUCGACGGCCCCCGAUUGGAGAUUGGAAAGGGAAAAGUUUAGAGAGAAGUGGGAGAAUUUGAAAGUUGAGAGAGAGAACGAAUAUAAUUGAUCUCACACAAAUCUCACAUAACUGAAAAUUAUAACUACGGCACCCAUUCUCACGUAUUCUUUUUUUUUUUCUCGACAAAUUCUCCCUCUUCUCCCUCUUUCUUUUUCUCUUCUUUAUUUUCAUAAUUUUCCUCUUCCAUCUCUCACAAAGGGGUAAAUUGGUAUUGUAAUCAAAUCCCACAUUUUAAAACUCAUUUUACACAUGACAUUUUGGCCAAUUUCAACUAACUAAAAAAUAUAUAUAACCAAAGUUAAAGUAAAUUCUCACAUUUUUCAAAUUUCCACACACAAACAAACACUUAUGGAACAUCAUGAAUCUUACUAUUAUUAACCACGCACAUUAUAAUUUACUAUAUUAUGAAUAGGGGUGAAAAUCGGUACGGUAUUGUAUCCCAAUACCAAAUAUCGAAAUCCCGAAUACCGAAUUACACCCUAAAGUCAAUUCCAACCCCAAUCCCUAAAUUAUUUCGGUAUCCCAAUUCCAAUCCCUAAAUAUUUUGGUAUCCCAGUCGGUACUUCGGAAUCCCAAUCGGUAUUAUCGAAUACGAGAUUAAUUAUCUUUGCAAUUAAUAAUUAAAUAUAUAAUUAGAUUUUAUUGUUUAAUUUAGGGGAUAAAGACUAAGCAAAGAGUUUUGAAUUAGGAUAUUAUUAAGGAGAAUGGAGGAGAUGAGACAUCUCAAGUUCUUGUCAUUGAUAAUCUUUAAUUUGACGAAUUGGAGGUUGAGAGACGACUAUUAAUACUGAUCGAAUGAUCUAUGUAUAAUUAAAUGACACUUUUGGUGGUUGAUGGUCAUGUAGAGAGUCUAGUUGAGAGGAUAAAAUACAAACUAGCUUAUAUUUCGGUAUAUCCUGAUCUCAAUCCUGUAAUCCCUAAUACCGAAUAACAAUUAAAAUUCAAUCUCAAUUCCAAGAAAUAAUACUUGCAUUCGAUAAUACCAAAUAUAGACAAAUUCGGUACGGUAUUUGGUAUAUUUCAAAUACCGGUACCAAACUUCCAUCCAAUUACCAAUUUUGGAUAUUGUAGCAUGAGAAUAAGUAAUAAAUGGGGGUUGAAACAGUAGCAGUAAAUAGUAAUAGUACUUUUCACCCAAAAAAAAAUAGUAUUAGUUAGUAUUAUAGUACUAGAGUAGAGGAGGUAAUAAUUUUAUGCGGUUACAAUAAGAGGGUCGGGUGGGACCGGUGAGAUCUAACAUUUGACUAGAAAGAAUUGUAAAGAUUGAUUGUGGGGUAAAACCGUAAAACUGAUUCUGGCCUUUCCCUGCUGUUAUGAUGCUACUGCUGGGGUUGGGGCUUCAUGCUUGACCGCGCCGGAUCCCAUCAAUUAUUAUUUGCCGUGGGAUUACUAUAUCGUAUUCGUACUUGAUUAACCGGUUGAACCGAAAAUAGUGAAAAUCGGACCUAAUCUAGAACCGUACGUGUGUUGGAAAAUCGAUUGAGCCAGCCAGCAUCGGCAAGAAGUCGAACAAGCGUACUGUGAUAAAUCGGUAUGUAUUGAUUCAACUGUCCGCAUGCUAUUUAUAAUGUAAAAAAUACGCCCACAUUAAAGGAAACGAUGCCGUUCCAGUUAAAAGGAAACGAGAGAAAAAAAAAAAGCAUAGUGCAAAUUACUGAAACCCUAAUAGCCUUGUCUAUCUUCAUUUUCGUCGUCUGUCUGAGUUCGAGACGAGUAGCGGCCAAUACCUCCAAUGAUACGCUCUUACGGACAAACUUUUUUUUGCAAUUCUAAUCAAUUGCUACAUGUUUAAAAGGUGACCCAAAUGGACAGUAGAAUAGAAACCCUCUUGUUGAGAACACAAGCAAUCGAUGCUGUGGAAUCAUUCCCGCACAAGUUGCAGAGGAAACUCUUAAGUAUCGAUAGGAUUAAAGCUUUGAUGAUUUCGUAGAUUUGUAUUCUUGGAAAUUAAGUGAAUAACACAGACAAAUUCCACCAACCAAUAAUUAAAUCAAUGAAUAAAAUACUCAAAAUGCCGUCCUUGAUUUUUGGUUAAUCAGUAGAAACCAAGUGGGAAAAUCAAAGAGCCGAAACUAGUAGUAAUCAACAAAAUUAUUCUAAUUACGUCUGGGUUUGGACCACUAAUUAAUUUCGUUAACUACGGAAUCUACUCUCUGUCUCUCUCUCCCCCUCUCGAAUCACUGAUCUGUGUAAAAAGAGACUGGAAAUUUAAGAUUCGCGUACAGGAAAAAAAAGAGUGGAAAAUGUGGAGAGAGAGAUAAACUGAAGUGGGAAUUUAAAACAAACAAAACAAGAGUAACUGAAGCAAGCCCUGUGGGCUGUGGUGUGUUACUGUUCCUGCUGAUUCACAGCUUUGACCUCUCCUCUGUUUCCAGUUUCCUUUGGAUUCUUUUCUCAUCUUCUUGUUUUUUUUCUCAUCUCUCUCUCUCUCUCUCCCCACCAUUUGAAAUCCACAACAACCAAGACCGUGGAGAUAUGGGAUAAAUUGGAGAAGUAAAUUUUUAUGCAUGAGGUAUAUAAUAUAUAUCAUCUCUUUUGUCUUGUUGGUUAAGAAGUUUUAUGUUUGGAUUUUGACAUCCCUACUAAUAUGAAUUUUUCAAAAAUAGCACUGUUAAAACUUUCUUUUUACAAAAAUAGCACUUAGUCCCGAAAAAUUCCAAAAAUAGCACCGUUUCUAGAAAACCAUCACCCAGCGGUUUUCGAUGAAAACCGCAUGGUUACGGGGCGGUUUUGAAAACCGCUCGGGCUGGGGGCGGUUUGGUCCAUGAAUUUUUUUUUCGAAAAAAUCAUAACUUAGGUGGAAACCAUGGUCCAUGAAACCAUACCGGGAGAGUCAUCGUUAGGGUAUUUUAUGGUAAAACUGUGGUUUAAUCGUAGUUCAACCGUUAGACCGUUGAAUACCGCCUACCGAUUUAGCCUUCAAGACUGAUAUUUCUUGGUUGAACCGCCGGUACGGUACGGUUUCAUGGACAAUGGUGGAAACUUCAAUCGAACGUAUCUUUGUGUUCGGGUAUCCGAUCGUCGCGAUUUUUUUUAUUCCACAUAACUUUUCGAGAUCUUGUAAGCCGCAAACCGCCGAAUCCCACCUUCGUCCCAAAAAAAAUAUCGUUUGCUACCGCCGGGUGGGGUGGCAGUUUGCACCCAAACCGCUCCGACCCCGUGCGGUCAGCAAAACCGCCCUAUACCCGUGCGGUUUUCAUCAAAAACCGCGUACUUACCUUGCGAUUUUCGAGAAAGGGUGCUAUUUUUUAAAUUUUUUCGAGACUGAGUGCUAUUUUAGAAGGAAAAAAUUAAACAAUGUUAUUUCUGAAAAAAGUCCUAAUAAUAUACAUUGGUCCAUUAUUUACAUUAUUAAUUUGGAGCAUUUCUACUAUGCUAUUUAGUAUUGGUGUUUUAAUGUACAACUUAAAGUUGUACCAUAACAUGAAAUGUAUAAGUUUAGAUCGUACCAUAAAAGAAUUUGUAUCAUUAUGUUAUGGUACAACUUUACAACUUGAAAUUGUACCAUCACAUAAAGGUACAAGUUCAAG